GUAAGGAAGAUUGAAGCGGAUCACAUGAGCGAAUACGGAAGUGGACCAUCGCAAGAUACAUGUUAAGUUAGGUCAGUGUUUUCUGUGGAUCUUAUAUCUUAAACGUACAAGGUAGCAUCGGCGGUCUUUUGACAACAAUUGCCCAUAAUGGACAACUACGGGAAAUCUGCUCUGGCCUCACCAAUACAGAUGGCUCCAGACUUUAGAGGGAAUGAGAGCUCCUUGGUAUCCGCGUUGAAGACGCUUCUCUUCUUCACCAUUCUAAUGGUCACGUUACCAAUUGGGCUGUACUUUGCAUCAAAAGCAUAUAUAUUUGAAGGCUUUAUGCACAUGUCCAGUUCAGACAGCUACUUCUACGCAGCAAUCGUGGCCGUGCUCGCCGUGCACGUGGUGCUGGCUCUCUUUGUCUAUGUGGCCUGGAACGAGGGAUCUCCUCCAAAGAGGAAGGAGGGCAAGCACGAUUAGAGGAAGAGACUCGUCCUCUCACACACGUAUUUAAAGACAGGGGUGCUCGAGAAGGGUGGGGAGGUGGGGGAAGGAUGAUAUGCCAUGUAGCCCCUUCCCACCCUGUGUUUAAGCCUGCCAUAGGAGGAGAGAGAGAGGGGUGGGGGGGAUUCUCAGGCAAGUCCCUAUCAGGAGGGGAUGGAUUCCUUGCUGGCAUUUCACAGGGAUUUAACAGUUGGAAGCAUAGAGGAUUUUAUUUGCUGAGGAUACACAAACUGUGUGUGUGUGUGUGUGUGUGUGUGUUUAUUUGUGUGUGUGCGUGUUUACAAGGUCUUUCUAUUUUCUCCUGCUCAGAUUGUGUGUUUGUGUGUGUGCGCGUGUUCGUGUAUGCGCGUGCGCAAGCACAUGUGUAAACCAGAGCUUAGGCUGGUAGGACUGUCAGAUGAUUACUGCUCCAAAACGUGCAUAACCUUAUUGGUGUGUCAUUUCACAAGCUUCCAGCAAGUCUCAAGCCCGCCUGUGUUCAGUGCUCUGUCAUCACAUUAGAUCUGUGUGUGCAAACCUACAGGGCCCACAGCUCCGGGGCACGGGGACCGCAAUUCCACAUUUGGUUAAUAUUUCUUUGUUUCCAUUCGUUUACCAUUUGUUGUUUCUCUUUUCUUUCUUUGUUUCUUCCUUUCUUUUGUUCUUUCCUUUUUUUUGUCACUGGAACUGAACUGCCCAGGGGCUGAACACACUGCUCUCAAUUGUGUGUGUGUGUGUGUGUGUGUGUGUGUGUGUGUGUGUGUGUCUGUCUGUUGGGAUUUGUCUUCAUCUGUUCUUUGUUUGUCUGCCAUUGUUUUCCGGCACACAACAAUAUUCCAAAUCAUCUCCCAUAGUCCAAAGAAGGCUAAUUGAAGUAGACAUUUCAAGUCGUGUUGUUUUGUGUUUUGCUGUACUAUGCUGUUAUAUUUGUCAAUGUGUUUGUAGAUGUCGUGAUAAACAUGUCAAGACAGAUGGCAGUGGAAAGAAAAUUAAAAUACGAAUUUUCCUAAACCCCUGAUUAUAUGAUCAUUCUUAAGGCCUAAUAUUUUGUUUUUGUUUCUGCGGAUCAAACAUAAACACCUACACCUGUCAGAAAAAGCAGAGACUGUCUGUAAACUGCAUUGCAAUAUAUAGCUCCCUCUGGUGGUGAUGCUUAGCCCAGGCACUGGAAACAAUAAACAGUCAGUGGGCCAUAUGACCAUGUGAAAUUA
Clupea harengus (Atlantic herring) is the source of this 1679-nucleotide messenger RNA. RefSeq names its product vacuolar ATPase assembly integral membrane protein vma21. The record is from RefSeq and is a predicted model, not a curated record. Gene Ontology annotation, biological process: vacuolar proton-transporting V-type ATPase complex assembly. Gene Ontology annotation, cellular component: endoplasmic reticulum membrane. Lineage: Eukaryota; Metazoa; Chordata; Actinopteri; Clupeiformes; Clupeidae.